AUGCUGGCACUGAAAUGUGCGUUACAUAGCGUUCGUUAUACGUAUACUGACUGUACUAGCAUCAUAUGUUUUGACCGGUAUUGGGAAUUCAGGACUAAAAGAUCUCUUUUUUUUUGCGUUGUGCUCGUGAUAUCGAUGGCGCCUCCCAGAAUUGUCAUCUGCGGCCCUCCCGCCGGUGGCAAGGGUACCCAAUGCGAACUGCUCGUGGACAAGUACGGCAUCGUGCAUCUUUCCACAGGCGACAUGCUCCGGACGUCGAUUCAGGCAGGGACCGAAAUCGGCUUGCAUGCAAAGAGCUUCAUGGACGCUGGUGAACUGGUUCCAGACGACGUGAUCAUUCGCGUGAUCCUCCAUCGCUUGGAAGAACAGGAUUGCGCCACCAAGGGCUGGCUCCUCGACGGCUUCCCCCGCACACGCGUCCAAGCCGAGGCGAUGCUGGCACACCAGAUCGUGCCCACUCUCGUGAUCGUGUUGGACGUUGCCGACGACGAGGUCGUUACGCGUAUUUCUGGCCGACGAGUGGACCUGGACACAGGCAAAACAUACCACUUGACGUUCAACCCACCGCCGCCGGAACUCCACGACAAAGUCGUCCAGCGAUCCGACGACACGGAGCUCACGAUUCGUAAUCGGCUGGCCAAGUACCACGACAACUGCGGCACCGUCCUCGCGACGUUUGAGGCCACGUCCAAUAUCUUGAUCGUGGACGGAACCAAACCCAAGGAUGAGAUCGCCGCCCUCGAAUUCGCCGCCGUAGAUGCUUCUUUGUCUUUGCAAUAA
Molecule: messenger RNA, 780 nt
Organism: Aphanomyces astaci
Lineage: Eukaryota; Oomycota; Saprolegniomycetes; Saprolegniales; Verrucalvaceae
Exons: 2
Coding region: 1-780 (259 amino acids)
Biological process (GO): nucleoside triphosphate biosynthetic process
Cellular component (GO): cytoplasm
Molecular function (GO): ATP binding; AMP kinase activity; nucleoside diphosphate kinase activity
Source: RefSeq, a predicted model, not a curated record